AUGGACGAGGGUUCCGAUUCUAAAGCCCCUCGACGGAAGAGGGUGUCGAGAGCCUGUGAUCGCUGUCGAAGUAAAAAGGACAAGUGCGAUGGACUACGUCCCGCUUGUUCGGCCUGCCAGGCUUCAGGCCAGACCUGCUCAUAUGAUCCCCAUGCUAAGAAGCGCGGGUUACCAGAGGGCUAUGUUCGUGGCCUGGAGAAGCUCUGGGCCUUGUCCAUCUGCAAUAUCGAUGGCUUCGAAGACACAAUGCUAACUCUACUGGGGACCACCGCCGAAUCAGCUGGUCGGAGACAGAAGCUCAUGUCCUUAUGGACGGAUGAUGGCGCGUCAGAGACACUGCAUGAAUCUUGGAAAACCAGUCGUCUAUAUGGGGCGCUCGAGAAGAUGCUGUCUAACUCUGAGCCAGUCACGGAGAGCUCAGGAAAGCGCUCUCGGGAAGACCAUGAUGACGGCACCGGAAGUGAAUGGGGAUUCCGCAUCGACCGUAGUUCGACUCCUCUCGCUCAUGAUGCUCCGCGUGUUGUUGAGCCUUCCACCUCUCCCCAUGCUAAAAGGCCCCGGCUGGCCGCUCCCACAGACAGCAGAAUAACGUCGUAUACCGCCAGCGCUACGAAUGCCCUACAAUUACCCCCGCAGACCUCGCAGUUGUUGGACGUCUAUUUCGCAGUCACUCACUCGUGGUUCCCAAUCGUCGCAAAACACAACAUCUUACGAGCAUCGUACCUGUAUGCAAGCGCGCCGCUAUCUGUCGCAAAAAUGGCCCCAGGUUCGGGCGACCACGCCGCAUUGUGGGCCUUGCUCAGUUAUACCAUUUCGCAAUCUCGGGUUAACCCGCAGGACGGGGCGUUGGAAGCGCUUUCGAAAACCAAGGAGUAUUACUCGGUAGCUCGAAGCUUGAUUCCUUCUGAAACGGAGCGGUUCGAGCUUGGACAUGUGCAGGCACUGUUGCUGCUGACGUUGGUGAACAUCGGCCUGGAGGACUGGACUGCUGCCUGGCUGUUGAGUGGCCAGGCUGUUCGCAUGGCCAUUUCGAUGGACCUUGGAGCCUUCAUGGACGUUCGACGAUCGGACGAGUUGAGGCAAGGAAAGGCGGUUUUCCUUGGGUGUUUUGUGAUUGACUCGUUGCUUUCGUUCCGUUUGUCGAGGAGACCGUGCAUGCAUCCUCGUGAUCUCAUCAUGGUCGGGCUGUUGGAAGAAGAUGGCUUGGAAGAGUGGAACUCAUGGUCGGAUGUCUUGCCACCUACGGGGGCUGGACAAGGGAAGAGCCCUCCUCGACGGGGUCCGCUGCUCGCUCUAAGCUGCUUCAAUCGACUAGUCGAGUUAGCCGGUGUACUGAAUAAGAUUGCUCGCGACUCCACGGCCGGACCAAACGCACCCUUAUUUGCACAACAAUUAGUCAUGGAGCUUAAGCAAUGGGAUGAUCGUCUUCCUCUUGGAUGUCGCUUGAUUGGCCCAGAAAGUAUCUAUCCGGAACGACACUCGGCCUUGCUCCCGCACCAGAGCUACCUUGGCCUGACAUAUGUGGCUACGCUUCUGUGGCUUUAUCUGCGCAUUGCGCCUCAGGAGCUUGGGCUGCAUCGCUCUCAACGGCCGGCUAUCGAAGGAGCCAAGAAACUCCUUUAUAGAGCCCUUCCAAUGGUGUCCCAGCACCUUGAUAACUUUCAGGUUUGCGGUUUGCCGCCGAUAUUCGAGCUUUCUUUGCGCACUAUCGCCGAACAAGCGUUCACUCUGCGCAAUAAAAUCGAAUCCGACAUGUUCCCUUUCGGACGGUGGACUGAAGCGCUCCUUCAGCGAACCACGGAGCUUAGUUCAACUUGGCCAGUGUAUCGCUCAUUGUCUGCUUCCAUCGAUCACUGGUACCGUUCUAAAGAUCUCCCCGGAAACCCUGCUCUAUCCUAUCAACCACCAGAGGCAGGAUCAGCACCCGGAAUGGCUAGCAGUAUGACCAGUACUGCACUACCCCCUGGGUCUAUGGCAACAUCGGCGGCAGGGUAUCCGAACAUAAUGGGCGAGCCUACGAUGAACCCUCACAUGAGAAGGACUGCACCUGGAAUGGGGGAUUCCGAUUAUACAUCUGCCAUUAUGGGCAUCACUAUCCCUGUCGACGGACAGUACAUGACGCCAAAAGAUCCCACGGUGGAAAAUCCUGAUUUAUCCAUGAUGGACGUGUCCUUCCAACAAACCUUGGACGGGCGAACGGCACACAUGGACAAGUCCGAGCCUGCUGCUGCUCUGAAUGCAGCAUUACCGCGGGGCCCGCGCCCCCAUCCGUCUACACCCGACUCUGGCGUGUCGAGUUCGAUGAUGUCGGUCACCGGCCCGGGCGUUAUACACGAACGUUCUGUACCUUCCGGGGAUAGGAGCUCGGAUACGACAGAGCGUAUCGGGUCAACCGGCGACAUUGACGCCAUCUUCAAGGAUCUUGCAUAUCUCGACACCACAGAGUGGGCUAACAAUCGCGAGGCCGCGCUGAAGGAUUUCGGAUUUAUUGACGAGAGUACAUUCCAGGCUUUCUGCCAUGACCCAGACCGACUCGCUGGGACUCAGCCGUUGGUACAUCCCCCGUCGAUUGCCGACAUUUGGCCGCCACCGGGCUUUUUCCCGGAGACGUUUCGUGACACUACGGAAGAUGUGAUGGAGGGUUGA
This is a messenger RNA of Aspergillus tubingensis, 2646 nucleotides long. Its product is annotated as putative C6 transcription factor. Gene Ontology annotation, molecular function: zinc ion binding; DNA-binding transcription factor activity, RNA polymerase II-specific; DNA binding. Gene Ontology annotation, biological process: DNA-templated transcription; positive regulation of transcription by RNA polymerase II. Lineage: Eukaryota; Fungi; Ascomycota; Eurotiomycetes; Eurotiales; Aspergillaceae. The transcript is spliced from 2 exons. The coding region runs from base 1 to 2646 and encodes 881 amino acids. The record is from RefSeq and is a predicted model, not a curated record.